Messenger RNA from Sparassis crispa, 1065 nucleotides. RefSeq lists its product as hypothetical. Gene Ontology annotation, cellular component: ribosome; mitochondrial small ribosomal subunit. The transcript is spliced from 4 exons. The record is from RefSeq and is a predicted model, not a curated record. Gene Ontology annotation, molecular function: RNA binding; structural constituent of ribosome. Gene Ontology annotation, biological process: translation. The coding region runs from base 1 to 1065 and encodes 354 amino acids. Lineage: Eukaryota; Fungi; Basidiomycota; Agaricomycetes; Polyporales; Sparassidaceae.
AUGGACGUCGUACGACAGGCAGUACGCGCCGCUGCGGGUCGCCGCACCUACUCAACGAUGUACGUUCCCCCAGCGGCAACGUCGAGAAUACACAAACGACAGAUCCCUCUCAAACCUGCAGCGGAGUCCCCCAACUUCUACACCGGUCGUGCCGCCUUUUUUGACCAGGUCAACGCGUUAGAAUACGCUAUUCAGGGCACGCGUUCUGCCCUUCAAAAGCUUCAGCUUCUCCCUCUCCCACGUUUCGCGCUGGACUCCCUGCCACCCCUCCAGCACGCAUGGAUGUCCAAGGAUGGUCUCCAGGACAAGCUGAAUACACCCCUCACCAUGUCACGGUACCGCCGUCUAGUCGGACUGCUUAACCAGCUUGGGAACUUCCGCCGAAUCGCGGACGUCGCUGGUUGUGAGGGCCUCGCCGAGCAGAUCCAAAGUGUGCUAGAUCUUUUCGAGAGGGAGAACAAGGAGGCAUUCCUAGCGCGCGGGAAGAGGAACCCUGUCAAGUUUGACGAGUAUGGACGGACUUACACUGUUGGCAGACGGAAGGAGAGUACGGCGCGUGCCUGGGUUAUUCCAGUGCAGGGCACCACCACCGUUCGUACAGAAUCAUACCUUUCGACCACUGGCAUGGAUUCUUUUCCGUCUGGUCCAGCUGUGGAUGGCCUGCAAGCCUCGCCGACUCAGUCUCUAGAGCUGCCGCUGUCUACUGAGUUACCCGACCUCAUGCCCGCACCUGUGAAGGUAACGACGACAAACAUCCUCAUUAAUAACACUCCCCUCUCCCAGUAUUUCGUUCUGUCUGCCGACCGCGAGCGCGUCGUCCGGCCCUUCAAAAUUGCGGGUCUCGUGGGUGCUUUCAACGUGUUCGCGCUCGUCCGUGGUGGAGGCACCACAGGCCAAAGCGGUGCCAUUAGCCUCGCGAUUGCCAAAGCUCUUGUCGCCCAUGUACCCGACGUUGAACUUAUACUGCGUAGAGCAAAACUACUGAGACGCGAUCCUCGUAUGGUGGAGAGGAAGAAGACAGGUCUGGCCAAAGCGCGCAAAGCGUACUCCUGGGUCAAGCGUUGA